GCACAUUGGGCAUUAAAGUCAACCUACAAGCUUUUUGUACAACAAUGUUUAUUUUUGUCAGAUGUCACAUUGUCGACUAAGAAGACAUAACAACACAACUUCGCUUUUACCCCCCGAUGACAGUGAAGACAGUUUGGUGGAUGACUCAGAUGAGGAUCCAGAUUACACCCCUGGCCGUGACAAAAAGAACAAGUUAGCCUUAUUUUUGAACAAUGCAGCGAGCUCCAGUGAUGUCACAGAUGAAGACGAAGAGAACAUCCCUUCAACGUCUACAGCCACAAAAAAGAAGAUUCCAAAAAAACCAGCACCUGCUUGGAAUGAAGUGAAUCCAGAUAACAGUGAGAAACCUUCUCCGCCAAUGCUAGAAUUAAGUAACGAACAUGUACUUCAGUCUCCAGUUGACUACUUCAAAGAUUUUUUUGACAAUGACCUUUUAACUUUGAUUGCUACUCAGUUCAAACUUGUAUAG
Messenger RNA from Homalodisca vitripennis (glassy-winged sharpshooter), 469 nucleotides. RefSeq lists its product as uncharacterized. Lineage: Eukaryota; Metazoa; Arthropoda; Insecta; Hemiptera; Cicadellidae. The record is from RefSeq and is a predicted model, not a curated record. Bases 62 to 469 code for a protein of 135 amino acids. The transcript has 2 exons.